This is a messenger RNA of Platichthys flesus (European flounder), 1711 nucleotides long. It is a transcript of the gene eme2, whose product is annotated as probable crossover junction endonuclease EME2. Gene Ontology annotation, cellular component: nucleus; Holliday junction resolvase complex. The record is from RefSeq and is a predicted model, not a curated record. Gene Ontology annotation, molecular function: DNA binding; nuclease activity. Bases 74 to 1384 code for a protein of 436 amino acids. Gene Ontology annotation, biological process: resolution of meiotic recombination intermediates; double-strand break repair; mitotic intra-S DNA damage checkpoint signaling. The transcript has 8 exons. NCBI's taxonomy places the organism in Eukaryota, Metazoa, Chordata, Actinopteri, Pleuronectiformes, Pleuronectidae.
CACACCGGCGAUGUAAACAAAGCAGUUGUGAACCGGGUGUAAACACCCUCUGGUCGCGUGUUGAUGCUUUGAAAUGUCUGUUUUGCGCAGAGCGGACGCUUGGGAAAUAUCUGAAUCCGAAGAGGAAACCGACAUCGAGACAAAGGCUCAGUUAAACCACGAUGAGAUCAGUCAAACCACAACAACCAGCCCUCAGUGCGGAGAUCAGCUUCCGAGUUCAGACCUCAAACGCAAAACCUCACCAGCAACGAGAAGCGGGUCACACCGCGCCUCUGCUUCGCUGCCACAUCAUGGCCCCGACACACCGGGUCCGGCGAGGAAACGCCGCAGCAAGGAGGAGGUGGAGGCGGACAGAGAGAGAGCCAGGGAGCGGAGGGAGGCGAGGGAGAGCCGGAGAGCAUCCAGAGCCCAGGAGAAGGACGAGAGGAGGCUGGAGCAGCAGCAGAGGAGGGAGGCUGCAGAGAACCUGAGGAGUCUGAGGCCGGAGAACUGCCUCAAGAGUCUCACUGUCUGCAUAGAUCCAGCUCUCCUGCAGCACGAUGGCUCAGACCUCCUGCUGGGAACCCUGGCUGCCUACGAGUGGAGGUUCAGCCUUGAGAGCCAGCAACUCCCUAACAGCAUCACAUGGACCAGAGACGCACCUGAGGGCGGAGGCAGCUUGGGUUCGCUGGAGGAGGAUCAGACGGUGUUGUUGCUGGGUCUGACUGACUUCCUGGACAUGGUGAUCUCUGUGAAGAAAAUGCUCAACAGUCGAGGGGAAGAAACAGGGGUGGGGUCUUUUCUCAGUCCUCUUUUGGAGCGUCUCAACCGUGAUGCCAGGAAGGUGGUCACUCUCUUAGUGACAGACUCUCAGCAAGAUUACAGGACAUAUGCUUGUGGUGUGCAGCCUGGCCUGGGAAUAGAAAAUAUGGACGUUGAGGAGGUUCUCGUUCACCUACAGCUCUGCAAGAAUAUCUCAGUGGUCUUCCUGGAUGGCUGGCAGGAGGUCACUAGCCAUGUGUGUGCCGUCACCAAGGCCUUAUCUAAACGCCCGUACAAACUCCUGACAGAGGGAACAGAGCUGCCCUUCUGCGUGGAUGGAUCGUGGGCCAGCGGAGCUCGGGUAGAGAGGGACGGCUCGGGUCUGAUUCAGGUCUGGAGCAAACAGAUCCAGCAGCUGAACAGAGUUAGCCCUGGUGUGGCCUCCACUGUGACAGCAGCCUAUCCGUCUCCUCAGCUGUUACUGCAGGAAUACCAGACCUUGGGGUCAGAGGAGGAGAGGAAGGGACUGCUGGCUGGUCUCAUAGUGAAAGGUGGAGGUAAAGAUAGACGACUUGGACCAGAGAUGUCCGCCAGAGUGUACAGAUGCUUCACAGCUCCGAACCCCCAGCUGGUCCUGGACUAAUGUGUCCACUUGAGCAUGACAUGGAUGCGAAGAUCUAAUCAAAUCUGGUUUCUAAUGACACAUGGCUGCUAGUAUGUAAAUGUUUACAAGCUAAAUACAUGGCUUAAAAAUCAUGUUCUCCUCCAGUAAACUAAUAUUUAUAUAGCAGAUUCAAGAAAAAGAUUUAAGGUUAUAUAUUUUGUAAAUUAAAGAAUUAUAUUAUGUGUACUAAUUUCAUACAGUAUUCUCAUCAAUUAUGUUUAAAUGCAAGCUGUGCUGUUAGAGUGACACCUGUAAACUGCAUAUUAUUAUAUUGUGUGCAAAUCAGUGAAUUAAAAUGAGCUGCAA